This is a messenger RNA of Lynx canadensis (Canada lynx), 2906 nucleotides long. It is a transcript of the gene CA13, whose product is annotated as carbonic anhydrase 13. The transcript is spliced from 7 exons. Gene Ontology annotation, cellular component: cytoplasm. The coding region runs from base 112 to 900 and encodes 262 amino acids. Gene Ontology annotation, molecular function: carbonate dehydratase activity; zinc ion binding. The record is from RefSeq and is a predicted model, not a curated record. NCBI's taxonomy places the organism in Eukaryota, Metazoa, Chordata, Mammalia, Carnivora, Felidae.
GCGGACCCGGUCCAGGCUGGCCGCCGCCUUUGCCAACUCGCGCGCCCGCCCGGCUCCGUCCCUCCUCUCGCUGUCCUGCCACAUCUUCCUCUGCCUCCCACUCGAGGGACCAUGUCGCGGCUCAGCUGGGGAUACGGCGAACACAACGGUCCUAUUCAUUGGAAUAAAUUUUUCCCGAUUGCUGAUGGGGAUCAGCAAUCUCCAAUUGAGAUUAAAACCAAAGAAGUGAAAUAUGACUCUUCCCUGCGACCUCUGAGUAUCAAGUAUGAUGCAAACUCAGCCAAAAUCAUCAGUAAUAGUGGCCAUUCCUUCAGCGUUGACUUCGAUGACACAGAAGACAAAUCAGUUCUGCGUGGGGGUCCUCUCACUGGAAACUAUAGGCUGCGGCAGUUUCACCUGCAUUGGGGGUCUGCUGAUGAUCACGGCUCUGAACACGUGGUGGAUGGAGUGAGAUACGCUGCAGAGCUCCAUGUUGUUCAUUGGAAUUCAGACAAAUAUCCCAGCUUUGUUGAGGCAGCUCAUGAGCCAGAUGGACUAGCUGUUUUGGGAGUAUUUUUACAGAUUGGUGAACACAAUUCUCAACUGCAAAAGAUUACCGACAUUUUGGAUUCCAUUAAAGAAAAGGGUAAACAAACUCGAUUCACGAAUUUUGACCCAUUAUCUCUGCUUCCUCCGUCCUGGGACUACUGGACAUACCCUGGUUCCCUUACGGUCCCACCUCUUCUUGAGAGUGUCACAUGGAUCGUUUUAAAACAACCUAUAAAUAUCAGCUCUCAACAGCUGGCCACAUUCCGCACUCUCCUCUGUACCGCGGAGGGCGAAGCAGCAGCUUUUCUGUUGAGCAAUCACCGUCCGCCACAGCCUCUGAAGGGCCGAAAAGUGAGAGCCUCUUUCCAUUAAAAGUUGUCACCAGUCGACCACCCCAAACAAGUCGGUGGAGAAAAAAACAAAACACAAAAAUCCCCAGUAACAGUUCUUUCCCAGGAUUCUGGUUUACAGGUACCAUAUGGCUGCUGUCAGCUUCAGUACCACGAAGAUCAGAUCUCUUUAAUCAAACUAAUAACUUAACUCAUCUGUCUCAGAUUUUCCCUCGUGGGUAUCCAAACAGGAAACAUUGUUUGAUGUGUGUUAAAGCCCAUGAAGUGCAUCUACUUCAACCUGUGUGAAAACAUGGCAGGCAUCACAAAUCUCAGAAUGUAUUAAGAUUUUCCCCUUGCCCUAGAGAUUGAAUCAGUCAUCUCUCUCAGUGAUGUUUGGUGAAAAAUUUAAAUUCUUUUCCAGAAUGAUAAGAUUGUGAUAUCUUUUUCUGCACAAAUGAGUCAGCUUGCUGUCUUGUUAUCAUUCCAAUUCAUAAAAAGUCGAUAAUACUUCCUUUUAAAGUGAAUUUUUGUUUUGAUUAUGUUGUCGAUUCUCAUCGCAUGGUACCUUUAAUAGAAUGAACAAUAUGAGUACUCGGGGAGUGGGGGUGGGGUGGGGAUAUAACUCCUUACUCUGUCUAUUUCACAGCUCAAAAUGAACCGAUACCAUUUUGGCAAGGAAUUCCUCUGGAUAUAAAUGACUGUUUAAACUUUAAUGAGUUUUGCCCUAUAUCACAGUCAUGCAGUAAUGUUAAUGAUAAACUGGUUAAUAAUUGAUUAGAUACAGUGCUUGCCCAAUGUAUAGACAUGGUUUGAGACUAACAGAUUGUAGGGUACCACACAGGUGGAGCGCCCCAAGGGUAUGAUGGAUGGGUCGCCUGCUUUCCUCCUAUGUUUUGGCAACAGAGCAGCAAACAGUCCCGUGAAGGUUAGUGUUGUGUCAACUGGUGAAAAACAUUUACCUGGGCCUUGUAUGAAUGUACAACGAGUCUACAAACCCUGCAACCCAUUUCCUUGGCAAAGCCCAUCUCCCCUUUGAUACAUGUCCCUCAAUCUCAUAAGUAAUUUUUUAAAUUGGCUUCUGAUAUUCAUUUUAAUCUAUCGUCUCUCAUAUAUUUUUGUUUGUUUUUGGUGAAGGAGGAUGGUGGAAGUCCUUUUACUCUCUCUGGUACAAAUGGAACUACACGAAGCAUUAAUCACAUUAAGACUUGAACACAUGGUACGCUUCUGUCCUCGAGAGAAGUUUAGCUGAGUUUCCUUGAUUUUAUUAAUUUGUGUCACACACCGCUUCUCCUCCAGAUGUAGAUUUUAAUAAUUCAAAUUAUUCUGCAGUAGUCUUCUUGAUAGGAUCACUGAGAAUCAGUAAGUUGUGUAAUAAUGCUGUACUUGGUUGCAGAAGAUAAUCUCCUGAAGACUAAUGUGGAUAUUGGUCAUUUUUGUUUUCCCCCAUCUAGCUUACGCUUCACAGGAGCUUGCCAUCUAGUAAAUAUUUAACGAACUGAAUGUUUUAAAACGUUUUAUUUGAUAUCUUUGGUAAUUAUCUUGCCGCUUGGGAUUAAAUACAUUAUAAGUUAAUGUAACAAGUAAAAUGUAAGUUAUCUCUUAAAAAUGGUUUCCUUUUAAAGGCAUGAUUAUUAAAUCUACCUGUGUCACCAGAUGUUUUAAUGGCUUUAAAAAUACCAGUGUUGAAUGGUAAAGUGUUUCUUUAGUUUGGAAGGACAUGUUGUAAAGUAUCCUAGUCAGAGAAAGAAGUCUGUUUCCUCAGAAAAAGUAAUGUUCUGUUUGAAGGGGUAUAUCAUGGGGAGUGUAACUACUUUGCAUGAGAGUUAUUACUUUGUAAUUUAUGGUUUCUGCUACAGUAUUGCAUCGGUUCUAUGUUACAAAUUGGACUUUAGUAGACUAAAAAAGUCUACACAGCACUGAUUAUCUUGAAGAUUGCGAAUUUAUUUAUCUCUUAGGGGGAAAAGGUCUAAGUGUGUGUUGAAGUUGUUGAUCUCUUAACAAGAUUAAAGAGUUGUAAAUACUAAUAUAGAUCUCUUUUGUUUCCCA